Plenodomus lingam JN3 is the source of this 168-nucleotide messenger RNA. NCBI's taxonomy places the organism in Eukaryota, Fungi, Ascomycota, Dothideomycetes, Pleosporales, Leptosphaeriaceae. The record is from RefSeq and is a predicted model, not a curated record.
AUGGGCGCAUGCCAUGGCUAUGAAGGCCUCCCACACGGAAGACCACGCCGACAAGAACAUCACCGGCUCCACCCGCCAGCACAUUGUCUCGCGUCUGCACAAGGCCGUCCAGACGGCAAGGAACAUGUCGGCGCUCGUGGCCGAUACGGCAGCCAGUCGUGCAUCUGA